AUGGUGGUUUAUGCGGAAGCUGAUCUGGAUAUAGUUAGUGUGAAUUUAGUUCCUUUUCAUGAUCACAGCUAUUUGACGACGCUAGAGCUCCCUUCCGUACGCCUUGCUGGCCUUUUGAAGAGACAUAGAUUCACCACAGAUGUCUCCCUUAGCAGAGUUUGGUGUGCGCUUUAUGAGCUCUUCAAUACAACAGGCACCAGCGAACGUUCCUCACAACUGCCUGUUUUAGAUAGUCAUAUCCCAAUCUCACACACCUUGAAGACUUCAAGAAUUUCAAACCUUCCCCUUUCAACGCAGGCUGUGUACAUAAGUUGUUUCUAUUCCGUGGAAGAUGGGAACGCGGAUGUUGAAGGUGUGGUGGAUGUGUACAUAUUGUAUGGUGUCCCUAUGAUUGAGAACUGUCAUAUCUCUUUGUUUCAAUCCCGUGUGCAUUUGGAAAAGGGUAUACUGGGAGAAGGAAAAGAGGUAUUGGGAUACCACUUGUUAGGCCUACUUAUUCUUGAAGGGCAUCCUCAUGUAUUUGGAUACUGCAUAUCCUCCACCCAUUUUCUCGCAACCAAGUAUAGCCGGUAA
Molecule: messenger RNA, 573 nt
Organism: Lindgomyces ingoldianus
Lineage: Eukaryota; Fungi; Ascomycota; Dothideomycetes; Pleosporales; Lindgomycetaceae
Exons: 5
Coding region: 1-573 (190 amino acids)
Source: RefSeq, a predicted model, not a curated record